Messenger RNA from Prinia subflava (tawny-flanked prinia), 788 nucleotides. RefSeq names its product transmembrane protein 218 (gene TMEM218). NCBI's taxonomy places the organism in Eukaryota, Metazoa, Chordata, Aves, Passeriformes, Cisticolidae. The record is from RefSeq and is a predicted model, not a curated record. The transcript has 3 exons. Bases 56 to 397 code for a protein of 113 amino acids.
CGCUGAUUGGCCGGAGCGGCGCGGUUGCUAGGCAGAAGCGGCGGCGCGGCGCGGCAUGGCGGGCGCGCUGGGCGUAGGGCCGGGGGUGCUGGCGCUGCUGCUGCUCUGGGCCAUGGCGCUGCUGCUCGUGCUGGGGCUGGUCCGCGCCGGCCGCGCCCGGGUCGCCGCGGUGCCGGUGGCGCUCGCAGCCGCCGCGCUCACGGCCGCGCUGCUGCUCUUCCCCCGGGAGGGCGAGAGCCCGGCCCCAGCCGGCGCUGAGGAGAUUGUGGACACCUUCCUCAUCGGCCGCUUCAUCCUCCUGGCUGUGAUGAGCCUGGUGUUCCUCGGGUGCCUGUUCCUGUUCCUGGUUUAUCACCUCAUGGAGCCCGUGUACGCCAAGCCGCUCCACAGCAGCUAGAGACAGCAAUCUCUGCAAAGAGCAAAUCCUGAUUUCACGGGAAUAAACCAGCCAGAGACACCAGGGGGCUGUUCUGGAGGUGACCACGAUGCUCUUGCUGAGCUCAGAAAGAGCCAGCAAAGCAAGUGAAGUCUUUGCUUCAUUUUAAAAAGCAAAGUUUGGUCUGAGCAUGAGGCCCUUCCACCCCUGGGGGUUCAAGGCUCUGCACCUGCAAAGGUGUGUGAACCUCUGAAUCCUGCUCUCGUUUACAGCAGAGCUGAGAUCCAGGCACUUGGUGCUGCUCCUGAUUCAGUGCACUGAACUGAACCGAGGUGGUUUGUUACUGUUACCCACAAGAGAUGCUUUGUUACUGCUCCUUUUUCACUGUGGUUUAAUAAAACUUUUUGAGAAA